Molecule: messenger RNA, 973 nt
Organism: Phytomonas sp. Hart1
Lineage: Eukaryota; Euglenozoa; Kinetoplastea; Trypanosomatida; Trypanosomatidae
Source: the annotation of a GenBank genome assembly
AUUCCAGGUUACGCCUACAGGUACUUUGAUUAUCGUUGAGACUUUUUCGGAAACUGAAAAAUAUUCUUUAAUCUAGGGGAAAAUAUUCCCUCACUAAUUAAAGGAAAGGUUACAUAGCAUGCCUCAGCGGGGCUUAUCAUUACGAUGCAUUAGCAGUCAUUCUUUUAUUAGGACUCAUACAGUCCAAAGGCGUUAUCUAUCCAUUAGCAGGUGCCUUCAUACUGAAGGGAAAACUUCUCAUGACGCUUCUGAAGACUAUCAGCGGAUGCGGAACGCGAAUUUCAAUCAGAGGCAGUAUCAAACCCUGGGGAGCAUUCUUGAUCGAUUGCCUCGGGGAAUUCGAGAGCUGCUGCUUUGGUCGCCGUUCUUGUGGACACUUUUUUUUGUUUUCAAGCAGCAGCGACCGUAUUACUUUGGGACGGAGGAGUCUUUUAGUGGUCUAUCUAAGGUGUGGAGGAAGAAUGAGACAUCUUUCACCACCUUCCUUACCCUUACACCAAGUGCGCCAACAUCGAAUAUUACAACCUCCACAUCUACACGGGAUCUUCAUGAGGGAUAUCCGGUGGUGGUGGAAAAGUUCCUUGUACAUUCCCUUGUUGACAACUUAAAGGAGAAGGCGCCUAAUAAGGAGGGUUCUCCGCCCAUAGCACCCUUUUCCACUGUUAUGCGGGUAGCUCAAGAGGAUUGUAUGCAGGGCAGUAAUAAUGACGAAUUUAGUUCAAAAUGUGCUUCUGUACAGGGGAUACUGCUUUCGAAAGAAGACAAGCCUGGGGGAGUUUUUUCGCGCAGGAAAUGUGGGGAGGAUCUGAAGGAGAAAAAUGGUGAAUUUUCAGUGGAAGAUAACGUUUGGGGAAGAACAUUAUAUGUGCUGCGAGAUUCACUAACCGGUUGCGUACUGGGGUACACACUACAUCCAUGAGAUUUUAAUAUUCGCUUUCCCUACAUGUCUGUUAUGCGGUGCUAAGCGGUAAAA